AUGUGCAGUCUAAACUACAAAAGUUAUCAACAGGUGCUCAAUCUCGGGUGCGAUAAGAAGAGCAAAGCAGCCAAGCAGAGAGUGGCCAAACCAACAGUUCAAAAGAGAAGAACGAAAACAGGGUGUAUGACAUGUCGUCGCAGAAAGAAGAAGUGUGACGAGCACAAGGUCGGAGGGAAAUGCCAGGCAUGUAUACGGAACUUUUUGGACUGCCAUUGGCCUGGUGAGGAAGCAGAGGUUACAGAGAACAAGGCGGUUCCCGUGCCAUCAUCUCCCGAGCUUCUCACUAGAUUUAAGGCUGAGAGCCCCGUUAAUAACGGCGCCGACGCUUACCCGUCUCCUGUGAUGUCGCCAAAGGCAGAAUCCGUGGAGCACUCGUACAACUGUAUGGACAUCAAGAGCUUGACUUUGCCUCCAAUACUGGAGAAGGUGGUGAAGUCGGAAAAGGUAGCGCAGGAGAAAAGUUCAAAGCCAGAAACGAAGAAGAAGAAUAUUCAGGGCGAGAAGUUUUUCAUUGCAUCGUUCGACUCGGGCAAGUCGCUUUGUCAGAUCAAAGCAUGA
Candidozyma auris is the source of this 561-nucleotide messenger RNA. RefSeq names its product Zcf3p (gene ZCF3). Lineage: Eukaryota; Fungi; Ascomycota; Pichiomycetes; Serinales; Metschnikowiaceae. The transcript has a single exon. Gene Ontology annotation, molecular function: zinc ion binding; DNA-binding transcription factor activity, RNA polymerase II-specific. Gene Ontology annotation, biological process: regulation of DNA-templated transcription. The record is from RefSeq and is a predicted model, not a curated record. The coding region runs from base 1 to 561 and encodes 186 amino acids.